Aedes aegypti (yellow fever mosquito) is the source of this 4787-nucleotide messenger RNA. It is a transcript of the gene cv-d, whose product is annotated as vitellogenin-3. The coding region runs from base 290 to 4537 and encodes 1415 amino acids. Gene Ontology annotation, molecular function: lipid carrier activity. The record is from RefSeq and is a predicted model, not a curated record. Lineage: Eukaryota; Metazoa; Arthropoda; Insecta; Diptera; Culicidae. Gene Ontology annotation, biological process: lipid transport. The transcript is spliced from 10 exons.
CGAUCUACUCAGUCAUCGUCUCGACGUCGGCGCGUUCAGUCUCUCUUUGGUUCUGGAAGAAGGAUACGGAGUGAAGUGUUGUACCUGGAACAGUGGUGAUCAGUGCAUGCAGAAGGAUACUGCAGAUUGUUGGAAGAUAAGAAGGACACUAGGACAGUUUGUGAAGAACUUCUGAAGAUUGUGACGAACUUCUGAUGGAAAAGUGUGAUUCUAGUGAUCGUUAGAGAAUAAGAUACUUGGUGAAGUCCUUUAGAGGACUACGUGCGUAGUUACGCAAAGAUUGGCCAUCAUGGAGGCUACAUGGUGGAUAGUGCUUGUGACAUUCACAUCAGUCAGCAUCAGGCCCAGCAAUGGAUUCGAUUUAUUUCCCCCGAAGAACGAGCUCAUCUAUCGACUGGAGGCCGAUGUCACGCUGGUUCCGGAUCUUCAUUCGCAGUCUAACUACGUGUGGACCAUGAUUGGGCGAUUGCAUGUGCAGCGGUAUGAUCCGAUAAAUUUGGCUGUAAAGAUAUCCCUAGACGACGAUUAUUUCCCGAAUCAGAGCAAUGUGAGCGCCCUGCUGGAACCGUUCCGGGUAGCCCUGGCCAAUGACAGUUCCGUGUUGAGUGUCUUAUUCAAAGAAAACGAACCCAUCUGGUCCGGAAACAUUAAGCGGGCGGUGGCGUCGCUUCUGCAGGCCUACGGCGAUAGUCCAGGAGCUUACGUGGUAGACGAACAGGGCAUCUUCGGAAGCUGCCCGACGGAGUACUUUGUGGUGAACAAGUCCAAUGUGUUUGAAAUCUCCAAAACCUACGAUAUGGGCAGCUGCAAUAUCUAUCCGGGUGCGAUCUAUUUGACGAGGAGUAACAUCCCGUUGAACAUUUGCACCGCCAACAAGCAGAACCAGGCAAUCACUUCCAGGAUAGCGAACUACAAGCUGAAGAAAGUGGAACCGUAUCGUUACAUGCUGUUGGAAAUGGACGGGACAAUGCGGACUAACGUGCGGACGUUUGAGUCUUACUAUCCCCAGUUCUUGUACACAAAGAUUCAACUCAAGUAUGAAGCACACAGUGUCAUUGAAGAACAGGAACAAGUGUUCAACAUCGCUCAAGGAAUGUCGCUUCUGUUCAGUCCCAUGCUGUUUGUAAGCCCGGAUGAAGAGGCUACUGGAGGAAGAAGCCCCAAAUCGAAGGAAAGCUUGGUGAAGAAGACGGCUGACUUGUUGAAUACCUUGGCCGAUAAUUUGGAAUCGGUAGAUUCCAAAUUGAUAGAACCAUACGAUGAGACUGUUUCGGAAAUCAUACGAUUAAUGGGGACGAUGGAUCUGGAAACGUUGAAAUUGUUGUUCGAAGAGAUUGAUUUGGGAACCUCAUAUCGACAAGAAACAGCCAGGAAUAUUUUGCUGGAAAUUAUUCCUAGAACGGGAACCUCUCCAACUAUAUUGUUAACGCGAGAUUUGAUCAUAAACCAGCAAGUCAACCCAGCGACCGCUGUGCAACUAUUGAUCUCUUUACCGUUCUACAUGUCCGAACCGUCGUACGAGGUGGUCAAAGAGUGUGAGGUUUUCUUGAGUUUUGGUACUGAUCGUCCAGAUAUCAAGCAUGCGGCAGUUCUGAGCUACGCCACAAUGAUCUACAACACGUUUAUUGCUGGUAAAAUGACUGCCGACAAUUUCGAGAAGUACGUCAAGAUCUACUUCGAUAUGUUUUUGAAUAGUUUCGAAUACGAACAGCAAAUGCUCUACUUGGAGGCGCUGGGAAAUCUACAGCUAGAGAACGUAGCCGAAUACUUGGAUCCGAUCAUCAAGGCAGACUAUCCGCAGAACACCGACAUUCGCUUCUUGGCCAUGUGGGCAACAAUGCCAACGGCUCAUCUGCGGCCGAACCAGGUUUAUGAAACGUAUUGGCCCAUCUUCCACUCGAAAUCGAGCCCCCUACAGUUGCGAGUAGCUGCCUUUACGAUGCUACUGAUAUCCAACCCGACUCCUGGCCGGCUGCUGGGCUUGUACAGCGUGAUCAAGACCGAAAACGAUCCACACAUGAUCAACUUCUACCGAACGACGGUGCUCAGCAUUUCGGAAACGACUUAUCCUUGCUAUCAGCAUUUGAAACAACUCCUUGCCUACAUGACCCGACAGCUUCCCAAGGCACCACCGUCCAAAUACUGGGUAACGGGAAACUAUCUGUUCGAUUAUAGGGAUCGCAAGUUCCACAUUGGAUCGAUGCUGCAGGCCCUACUGAUCGGAAGUCAUAGGACCGAUCUGCCCAUGAUGGCUUAUAUCAAAUUUGACACCGAAGCUCUGGGUCGAUUCACUGGACAACUGGGGCUCUACAUCAAAGCACGUGGUCUAACGGAUGCCGUCAUUCAUCGGUUAACCAAGCUCAACUCUGGCUAUCUGAAGCUCGAUCGGUUAACCAACAUUUUGAAAUCGAUGAAAAUGCCCACCUCGAACCCAACGCCGCUUCACUUUGAGUUCAUCGUCCAGUUUGAGGGAAAAGCCGUCCUGUCGUACCAUCUCAACCAAACUACUUUCCAUAAUCUGACGGACGGAGAUCUAAUCAACCGGAUCAAUUUCCUGCUGAGGGACAGCCACAUCAACAUGCAAAUCGUUCGACGCCCGUUCAUGAUCAAAUAUGCCUUGCCGACGCUCAUCGGAACCCCAGCGGACAUUCUGAUUGAGAAUACCGUCCUGGCGACCAUCCGAGGAAACACCACUCAACAGAUGAUGAUGGACAAGGUGGCUCGCAGUAACCAGGUAGAUCUGCGAUAUUCGUCCUACGCCGUCGUCAAAAUCAGAAGCUACAACCCGAUCGAGGACAUCGAAUAUUCAACCAUUCGCGAGCAAGGCUUCCUAGUGUAUAUCCCCAUCAAUAACGAAAUCGUGUGGGAUAUUGCUAGUAAGUCCAUUAGCUAUGCGUUCUAUCGCCCAGAUGGAUUGACCAGUGGAAUAUCGCUAAAGAGUAGAACGAGAAACAUCCCUUCGGACUCUCUGGUGCAAAGGGAUAGACUUGAACCGAAGGAAGAGGAAAUAGCUGGCUUUGGUUACGCAUUUGAAGACUUGGGUAUUCAGUUCAUGGCCAGAGCUCACGAGGAUUACACCAAAGACAACGUAAUGUUUAUGUUGGAAACGGAUGUCCUGGAUAACGCCAAGGUCCUAUCCGGUGCACCGUUUUCCUUGGUCAACCACGUUCUAAGGGUCAUCAACCUGAUUCAACUGAAUACGAUCCACAUCGGGCGCGAUAAGCAUUUGACUCUGCUCGUGUCCAACAAACAGAAAACUCGUCUUCAAGGAACUCUCAAGUGGGACGAAGAAAAUUACUCAAAGCAACCGAACGUACCGGAGAACGAAGUGUUCCGCGUUAAUCUGAUUCUGGCGCACACCAUCCCGAAACCGGAAGGCGAAGGCAGCCGCGACGAAGUCAAAGUUCUGCACAAGUGGGAGCUCACGUCGCAAUACACCGACUACAAGAGCAACAAUGCGGCCAAGUUCUUCUUUUCGCUAACCCGUCAGGAGUGGAACAGUUCCAACUGGAAGCUAUGCUUGAUGGCGGAUUACGAGCCGUUGGUCUUCCUGAAGCGGCCCUUCAGCCUGAUCGGCCACGUGGCCUUCAACGAAACUCGAACCCCGAAACGGUGCCCGGACUUGCCGCGGAUAACGUUCAACAUCUCGUACCAUCUGCCGAAGUACGUGCAAGACGUGUACAACAUAAUGGACACCGGGGAUGUGAACUGCCCGAAGGAGAUUCUCCGACUGACCCCACCACCCUUCUCCGGAAAUUGUAGCGCCGAGACGUUUGCUCCGCUGACAACGGUUUCCGGUUUGGAUGCGAGUUUCAAAUUUGAAAAGCUCCCAUCGUGGAUCGUGGAGUUGCUGCAUCGGUUGGACCACCUGGCCUCGGCAGUAGUGCCACGGCGCGUCCAAACGCUGAACAUCACCGACCAUCUGAAUGUGAACGUUAAAACUACUCGGUUCAGCAGUGAUACCGACAUUACCAUCAAUGGGGGCACCAUCUGGAUUCCGACACGGUACAACUACAACGAGAAGCUGCACCAUCCCAGGAAGAGCAGUAUCGAUUAUGGUUUUACAAGCAUGUGCAGCCUCGUGAACAACAAGCUGACCACCUUCCACGACCGGAUAGUCCAGCUGACGCCGGAACUCAAGCAGGACUACCGCCUAAACGACACCUUCCUGCUGGCGGCCGAUUGUUCCGACGCGCCGAAAAUCGCCGUCUUCAUGCUGGACAACGGCAAGGGCAUCCAGAUCUACACCGGAGGCAACUACAUCGUGUACGAGACGACGGGCCAGCAGGAGUCGGAACCGAUCCUGAACAUCAACGACGAGCAGCUGAUCAACCUGAAGAACGUGAUCUACCAGUUCCCACCGGACGAGGAAAUCUACGACUUCCGGGUGUACCUAAACGACGAGGAUAUACUGGUGGUGGAGAACAAGCUGAACGGAGCGGUGGUGCAGUACAACCGGAAGUCGAUCGCCAGCAUUUUGCUGCCGACGGUUCACAAGGGCCGGAUGUGCGGACUUUGUAGCAGUCGAGUCCAAUGAUUGGGCGUCGAUUAGAGUGUUGAACUUUGUAUUUAUUCUGAACAAAUUAUAAUCUACAAUGCAUGACUUUUAUUAAACAUUUAUAUAACAGUAGACGAAUAGGUAUUAUUAGUUGGCUAUUUCCGCUGAUUAGAAUGAGUGACGGUAUGAUUCUACUAGUGACUAUCCUGCUUUUACCUGAUGAUGGUCAGCUGCUGGUGUAGGCUUUGGCAUGUGAAUUAUAGUACGCAAAUAUUUAAUAUUACUGGAA